CAAAUUUCAGAACAAACGAUUUGUGCAACAUUCCUAAUUUGUGUCAAGUUGAAAAUUUGACACCUGACAAUGAAGAUGUUCAUUUAUACAUUCCUGUUCUUUUCACUCCUCGCCACCAUUGCCUUCACUACCGAGGCUUCUGUGGUGGACUUUUGUGUCGCAGACCCAAGUUUGCCUAAUGGACCAGCAGGUUUCUCUUGUAAAAACCCUUCCCAAGUGGUUGCCGAGGAUUUCUUUUACUCCUUGGCUGGUAAAGGCGACACUUCCAACAUCUUCCGUUGGAAUGCAAGUUUUGCUUUUGCAUCGACUUUUGCUGGUGUGAAUGGUCUUGGAAUCUCCAUAGCUCGUUCGGAUAUAGAGGUGGGCGGUGUGAUACCAUUUCACUCUCAUCCUGAUGCCUCAGAGAUCAUUCUCGUGACAAAAGGAACCAUCACUGUUGGUUUCGUCGCUUCAACUUUUGGAAAUAGAGUCUAUAGCCAAACUCUCAGGAAAGGCAAUAUCUUUGUCUUUCCACAAGGAUUGUUGCAUUUCACAUAUAACAUUGGUAAGAUACCUGCAGUGGCGUUUUCGAGUUUUAGCAGCGACAACCCGACUGGUCAGAUCACUGACUACGCCUUGUUCCAGAAUGAUUUGCUAACUGAGAUUGUGUCCAACGGCACUUUCAUUUCUCCCCGUGAAGUCAAGAGGCUCAAGAGGUUGUUUGGAGGAACUAAUUAACCUUUUGUGUGAAACCUGUUUGAUCGUACAUCAUCAUCUGAUAUAAUGGUGAUUGUUUUCAACUUCCAGUCAUCCUGAACGUCACAGGCGAAAUUUGACGACUCCAAAACUAUGUAACAACAAUAAUAAGAUCUAGCGAUCUACUUCCCUUGAUGAGAAAUGCCAUUUUGGGUACUCUGAUAAAUCAGUCUAAGUGAUCGUAUGUUAUGCACAAUUACUAGUGCUUUAACUCUUCUCCUGAAUUGCUGUAAUGAUCUUAUUCGAGUAGGAUCGAACUCCAGGAAUUAGAAGGAGAAUAGAUUCAAGAAAAGAUUAAUAAAUUACUAUUCUACAAAACUGGUCAGAGAUACAUAUUUUCCUAAAGCGCUUACAGAGAAAAGGGAUGGAUAACUCGCACAACUUGUAAACUAACACACUACUUAUAAUAUUGCAAUAAUUAAACUACUGUAACACACAAUUAAACUAGGGUAAAACAGUUAAAACAUGACUCAAUCCACAGGGUUGCUGUAUUUCCAAUUCAAUUCUGGAAAAAUCAGCUUU
This is a messenger RNA of Oldenlandia corymbosa var. corymbosa, 1257 nucleotides long. The record is from the annotation of a GenBank genome assembly. NCBI's taxonomy places the organism in Eukaryota, Viridiplantae, Streptophyta, Magnoliopsida, Gentianales, Rubiaceae.